AUGCCUCGUACUUCCUCCCGAUUAGCCGCCACGCUCCCCCGGGGGCAGGCGGGCAUCCAGAAUUUUGCAAGAGCGACCAAGCCAGGAGCCACGACUGCCCCUUCCACGAAACUUGACAAGCCCACGGUCGCUCAUUCCCUUUCUCACUCGCCAUCGAAGAAACGGAAGCUAGUCGAGAUCGAGAAUGUGGCUAGUGGAGGAGGCGUCGCCGCGUCAGGGGCGGAAACCAGGGCGAACGAUCAACAAAAGCAGGUCGAGAACGAAGCCGCUACACCCUCCAAGACACUUCGGUUCGAUGAAUUGUCCGUUUCGUCACCCCAGCCGCGCAGUGGUCAUCAUGUUACUCGAUCGCCGUCGGUUCGGUCUCAAUUGCGUUCUACGCGUGGGUCGGUGUCGGUGUCGGAGGGGAUUCCUCAGACGCCGUCGAAGAGAAGUCGAUCGGUGACGUACAAUGCACGAUCGGUGCCGCUGUCGAUGUCGAAGUCGAAGUCACAGCCGAUAACAAAGGUUGUUUCGCGUCCGCCUUUUUUCGAUGAAUUGUUGAAGUUGCAUUCGGCUUUUUUGAAGGCUCUUACGCUUCAUUCCGCGCAUAAUGGUGUUAUCGCUCCUGUUGAUUUAAGGGAAUUUCUGCAGGCCAUUGGACAAGUGUGGAGGAAGAGAAAAGUCGUGGUAAAGGACUUGCAGCGCUUGGUGUGGAUUUGGGAACAGUCUCAAAAGCAGAACGGACCGAAGUCGCCUUUCCGAUUGGCGAACUACGGAUUGGGACGUGUGUGUCUGGAACGAGAAUGGGCAGGACGGAUCGACGAGGCCGAAUGGCAAGAGCAGUUCGAACAGACCCUCGACCUCCUUUGGGAGAAGACGCUCGAUUCGAUCCCGAACCUGGCUGAUGAUGAGGAGAAAAAGGUGGCUGAGAAUUUUAUCGAGACUCUGGGCCUUUCCCCCAUCCACGAAUGCCUUACGCCUCUGACCUCGUUCCGGAAGGGCCAGCAACGACUGCAGGAUCUGAAGGGUGGUGUGAUUCGAAUGAAGACCGAGAAGCUUCGGGCGGAUUCUGCGAAGGAUGAUGAUAGUCCUGCGCUCAAGACCCUCCUCGAUGCUACGCCGAACCGCCGCAAGAGUCUUUUGGAUCGGAUCAAGAACAAGGAGCUUCGUCAGUCCACGCUCCCGCCUCCGCCAUCGAAGGAUAUGCUCCUUCGGCGUGCUGCCGUCGAGCGUGUCGAAGAUGUGGCCAAUGUGCUUGCCUCGUUGCGGCCGGUCGGAUAUGUCGGUUCCGGGAUUAAGGCGAUGUUGGCUGCUCAGAGGAAACCGUUCCAAAUCCCGACGAUCGUGCAGUAUGUUCAGGACUCUGUCCGGAACCCCAUCUCCUCCCGAGAGGUUGAGAUCUGCCUCGAGAUUAUGGCCCGCGCUGACAUCGCCGGGAACUGGGUGAACUUUGUCACUGUGAAAGCGGCAAAGAUGGUCGUGUUGAAGUCUUGUGCCGACGUUUCCCCCAAGGAACUCGCGACCAAGGCAUGUUCGAUGAAGAUUGGAUAUUAUGACGAAUCUGUUGCCAACUGA
Molecule: messenger RNA, 1557 nt
Organism: Aspergillus chevalieri
Lineage: Eukaryota; Fungi; Ascomycota; Eurotiomycetes; Eurotiales; Aspergillaceae
Product: DNA replication factor Cdt1 C-terminal domain-containing protein
Exons: 1
Coding region: 1-1557 (518 amino acids)
Source: RefSeq, a predicted model, not a curated record